UAGCAACAAAUCAACGUGCCUCAAGCAACUUAACCUGAACAUUUGUUGGCAACACUGGUCAGAAGAAUAGUAGCGCAAAGUUCUCCAACAAAUUGCAGGACAGUGUAAACAUGUAGCUAACAGGCGCAUAAUUAGCUUAUGAAAUUGCCGAUAUAGCAGGGAUAUGACUUUUCGAAUAGCAUAGGUUUUUGUUUUUCAGUAGCGCAAAUCUGUUCGUAUGGCGUAUUCAUCUCAUUGUUCGUUUAUUUAAAUCGCUAUUUAACAGGAUUAUCCUAAAACAGUUAGUUUUGAUUCUGUCCAGUAGUAACAAAUCGAGAUGGACUACUUGUUACAGGUGAAAAUAGGUGCCCUCGUGGGUUUGUUGCUCCUGACGCUAUUUUUCGGAUUUAUUCCUGCUCGGAUGAAGUGGUUCAGAGAAACCAGUGGGACGGAAACCCAUCGGGUGGUCCUGAGUUUCAUCAGCUGUUUUGCCGGAGGCGUCUUCCUGGCUGCCUGUCUAUUGGACAUCAUCCCAGACUACCUGUCAGACAUCAAUGCUGAGCUGGCCGCAAGGAGUGUGGACACCAGCUUCCCCCUCCCAGAGUUCAUCAUGGCUGCAGGCUUCUUCACUGUGCUCAUUAUGGAGAGGAUUGUUCUGAACUGCAGACAAGAUGCCAUGCAAGGGUCAGACCAGGAGGGAGCACCUCUGAUGCGGGCCAAAGGGCACAGCCAUGGGCAGGGGAAAGCCGCAUCCACCAACCUGGAGGGUAGUGCCCACCACGUCCACAUGGACCUCCAGGCCCACUCCUCCUUUCGCUCAUUCAUGCUCUUUUUCUCACUCUCCCUCCAUUCUGUGUUUGAGGGCCUGGCCAUCGGACUGCAGACCACAGACUCAAAGGUAUUAGAGAUCUGCAUUGCCAUUGUGGUCCACAAGAGCAUCAUUGUGUUCAGCCUAUCGGUGAAGCUGGUGCAAAGCGCAGUCCCGCCCAUGUGGGUUGCGGCCUACGUGGGCGUCUUCGCUAUGAUGUCUCCGCUGGGCAUCGCAGUGGGCAUUGGGGUUAUCGAGGCCCAGCUGGCGGCAGGCGUUCUGAUCCAGGCCAUCCUGGAGGGGCUGGCGGCCGGGACCUUUAUUUACAUCACCUUCAUGGAGAUCCUGCCUCACGAGCUGAACUCCCCGGAGAACCAGCUGCUCAAGGUGUUCUUCAUUCUGCUCGGCUUCAGCGUCAUGGCGGGCCUCACCUUCCUGGGUUGAGAGCAUGUCACCCACUGGGGCAACUGACCUAGCAGGAAUAUGGGGGUGGCUCAUAUGAUUCAUGGGACUUGAUGUUGUGUACUAAGGUCGCCAUGAGGGGAGGUGUCUCAGGGAGACGGCCAACAUAAAAAAAAAAAUCUUUUUUUUUCUGCAGGGUGUGUGCAGGGGAGAUUACUGUGCCCAUGUCUGGCUGCACCAGUGUGCCACUUUUAUUUGAGGGUCAUAGCUGUUCUUACUCAGUAUUUUUGUUUUUAAGGUUGUGAUACCUGUUGUUUUUUUAUACUGCUUUUAGCAUAGAUUUUAAUUUUACAGCCAAGGAUGGUAAGACAGUCUUUCAUUUUAAGAACUUUUAAUGAUUUCAAAUAGAUUAUAUUAGAUUGAUUUGUUUCAGCACUGGGAAAAUAAGUACACGGUGGCAAUAUUGGUUGUUUUUAUUCUGUGGCAUACAUACCAGUGGUUCUUAUUAUAUUCUUUAACAAUCGCUGUUUUGUAAUCUUUUUCACAUAACUGAGGAUCACUGAAAAAAAGAGCUGUUCAAACGGACAUGAUUGCCUGGUCUCUUUAGCAAAUGACAGGUGUGGCAAGGAGUGGAAUGUUAGCUAAAAAGAUGGGUACCCAGACUAACAUCUCUUAAUAGUCAAAUGAAUCUGUCUUAUGUAUACAGGUUAAAAUGUCAAUUGCAUCAUGUUUACACUUUUGGAUGUGAGCACUAUUUUACAGCCUCCAGUUUAAAUUGAAGUAUUACAUGUUUUAUCGCUGUUGUGGAACAAAUUGUUUUCACCUUGAACUAUAUAAUGCCUUACAAAUGACUAAAGCUGUUUUUAUUGUCAAACAGAGGAUAGGUGCAAUGAAAUGUGUUUUACAUGGUCAGCCAUAGUAGUACGGUGCCGCUGGAGCAAAUUAGGAUUAAGUGCCUUGCUCAAGGGCACAUCGGCAGAUGUUUUGCCUUGUUGGCUAAUAUGCAAAGACAAAGCAUUGUGACAAAUGUUACAGUAUUUAUUUUUAAGACAUUGCAUGGAACCUCAAUAUUGUCUGUGAAAUCAACAGAUGUGUUAAAUGUACCUAAGUAUAUCAAUGAUGAAUGUCUACAAUGUAUUAUUUUACAUGACAUACUUGAGUGAUUGGUAGGGAGAGACACUUGUCCUUCAGUGUUAAAACACCAUCUUGGUAUGUGUCGUUUUUACCUCAUCACUUUUUGCGUGGAGGCGUCAUUCCUUUAGUAAUCGGCAUGAUGCAAUCGAGAGAGUGUAUUGUCAGUGCCACAUCACGGAGCAAAAAUCCGAUCACUUUUUAGAGACCAUAAUAUUUAAAGAGAUUAUGAAGUUAUUUUAGAGAGGUUAAGAAGUUCAACUAAACCAUGUGUUUUCCUCACUCUGUUCCUCAUUGUGUUGAUAGUUUCCAUAUCCCAGCCAUGAGUCAUGUUUGUGUUGUGUUAACAAGGCUUCAAGUUUAUAACACUCACAAGUGACCCUCAGCUUCCUCUUAUUCCUCCAAUCUCCUCUGACACUAUUGCAGUAAAAUAAUGAUUAAACAAGUUGACUAUGAUUUUGUUUAAAGUCUGUCUAUUGCGUAUGCUUUUGGUACAUGCACGCUCAUCAUGAUUACUAAGAGAAGCAAUGGGGUUUUAUUUUUAGUAGGUGGGCAGGCUGGAGGAAUUGAGAUUCAGUGAUCGUCAGCCUGUGAUUUGUGUCCUGAAAUAACUGGAUGGUCUAACUGCAUUUACACAGGCAGCCCAAUUCUAAUAUUUUGCCCAAUUAUAGGCAAAAUAUCUGAAUUUGUCUGUAAACGCAGCCUAAGUGUCCCCAAACCUAUGUAGUUACGUCGGUAGGUAUAGUGUGGCACCUUAAUUGGGGAGAACGGGCUUGUAAUGGCUGGAGCAAAAUUAGUGGAAUGGUAUCCAACACGUGGUUUUCAUGUGUUUGAUGCCAGUUCCAUUUGCUCCAUUCCAGCAGCCUCCUGUGCAUUACAAUCGACGCAGUUUGUGGGAUGAACAAUUUCAAACAAAGGUAACAUUUUGAUAAUAGUAACAAAAUGGUCAUCUUGGGUAAUGAGGUUUAGAUUGCGUGCAUAUACAACUUUAAAUAUGUAAUUAGACAUCACAAACAGGUGUACGUUAAGCACUAUGUAUUUUUAACUAGGCAGUUAAGAACAAAUUCUUAUUUACAGUGACGGCUUCAGAACGGUGCCUUGUUCAGGGGCAGAACGACAUAUUUUUACCUUGUCAGCGCGGGGAAUCGAUCUAGCAACCCAACGCUCUAACCACUAGGCUACCUGCCGCCCCAAACGGCAGGUAGCCUAGUGUAACUGUAGUUACAUUAGACCUGCCUGUCUGUGCCUGUUACUACAAUGUUUACUGAUUUGAUUUAUUCUGUAUAGUGUAAUUUCUAGUGGAAAAUUAGCCAUAAUUUCAAUGAGUUGAUUAAAAGUAUAUGGUUUAUUACUGAGCCAUUUGUGCCACUAGGUGGGAGUAUUGGUUACAGAUUUCAUGUCCACACAGCAUCUCCAGCUGUUGGCUGUUUACUUGUACCGCAGAGAGCCUGGGCGUCACCAUGCCAAGCCUACUCAUCUCUAAACAUGACAUGACCAUAACAUUGUCAUUUGCUUUCUUCUUAACUGUCUUUGAACUUUUGGUGUUAACAUGGUAUCCGUGACAGUUCCCUGCUCCUUAAAACAAAGUUAAGUUUCCAAAUU
Molecule: messenger RNA, 3922 nt
Organism: Oncorhynchus mykiss (rainbow trout)
Lineage: Eukaryota; Metazoa; Chordata; Actinopteri; Salmoniformes; Salmonidae
Product: zinc transporter ZIP1
Biological process (GO): zinc ion transmembrane transport
Cellular component (GO): plasma membrane
Molecular function (GO): zinc ion transmembrane transporter activity
Source: RefSeq, a predicted model, not a curated record